AUGACGGCCGUUCUCCCUGUCUCCCGAAAGGAGCACUCACGCUUUCCCUCGGAAUCUCUCCGGUCUCCUAUCACCCAGACCUAUUUCAUAGAGGAGCCAGAGAUCGCUACCGCCAAGUCUUCUGUUCAUGGCUUUCACCCAAGAGAAUAUGCCACUCCGAUCGCGUCGCUGCACCCCUCUGACUCACCCUGUCCGGAUAUUACACUUUCUGCUGCCGGCCAUUUCUCCUCAACAACUAGCACCCUUGGCAGUUUAGCUUUGGCUGUGGGUGACGAUCAAGAUGACAGUGAAUUAAUAUUACCAUCGUAUGAUUCUCACCAUCUCAUCGCAAAGGAACCGGAGGCGCUCAGUGAGGUAUCGGUAGACUCAUCGGCAGAUUUUCAGCGGUGGAAAGCACAGACGCCAGCUGCUGAUGACAGUUCAAUUGAAGAUGAGCCAUCCAGACAUGUCGAUUACUUGUCUCACGAGUGGCGACAGGAGGAUAUAUGGGCUUCGUGGCGAUAUGUGGUCGCUCGUCGAAGCGCCUACGAUAAUGGACUAAGAUUGGAGAAUGCGUCAUGGCGGACAUGGGGCAAGCUUAAGAUGAAUUUGGGCACCGUAUCCCCAGAGACCCUGAAUUGGCUCAAAGACUGUGACGUGACGUGGCUCUACGGCCCCCUGAAAACGUGCGAUAGACGGGAAUUGACACUGAAUGACUCCCCGCCUCCGAGUCGUUUUGCGACGCCAAUUCUGUAUUCGGAUAGGAAACCGAUUUUGAAAAAGAGGACAGCGUCUGAAACCAUCCUCCAACGCUCUCUUUCUCAACAUACACUUCUGCAGCACGCAGGAGCUAUCUUGAAAGCACAGGAAGCGGAGACAUAUCGAAGCCGACCGUCUUUUCAGCGCUGUCCAUCGGACCUAGGGCAGGUGCCUCAUCAACUGGCCGCCACUCUUAUUUCAGCAUCUUUCCGUGGUACGACAACCGAGACAACGUCGUCAGGCAUUGGGUCACCCAGUGAAAAACGACAUAUUCAUUUUAAUAAUGAGGUAGUGCAAUGUAUUGCAGUCGAAGCCAAGGGAGACGAAGAAGAAGAAGAAGAAGAAGAAGAAGAAGAAGAAGAAGAAAAAGAAGAAGAAGAAGAAGAAGAUGACGAUGAUGAUGAUGAAGGGCCAGUGGCCUGUGGUGACUUUCCGGACGAUGGUGUCGUGAUGAUGAAACGGAUUGAUCCUAACAUGGGUCGAAGCGAUCGGGGCACACCUCGUGGCAGUGUUACUGGUGACAACAAAACCAUAGCCCCACUUCCCUCAACGACAUUGAAGUAUCGCGGCGAUACCCCUGAGCCUCCAGCAGGCUCGAUAAUUGACCGUUGGUCCUACUAUUUCUCUUCGUCAUCUUCUUCGGAAAAGAAUCACCGAUACUCCACUUCCGCCAAUUUCCUCUUGGACGAAGAUGACAGUGAAUAUACCUUCGAUUGGAGCUCAAGCUGUGCUUCCCAGGCUCCAUCCGACUCCAGCCGUCCCUGGUUUGUCAACCCAGAAGAUGAAGAAGAGCUCGACCACUACUUUGGCUCAACGUCACCGGGGACCUCUACUCCUCCGGAAGAUGAGGAGAGACUAAAUAGCAGCAUUCUUGAGCGCGUUAUCGAUACAAUGAAUACAGCCAAGGACAUUGCUCACGUGAUAUGGAACGUGGGUUGGCGACGGUGA
Aspergillus saccharolyticus JOP 1030-1 is the source of this 1686-nucleotide messenger RNA. Its product is annotated as protein phosphatase regulator REG1. The coding region runs from base 1 to 1686 and encodes 561 amino acids. Gene Ontology annotation, biological process: cellular response to glucose starvation; protein catabolic process in the vacuole. The transcript is spliced from 2 exons. NCBI's taxonomy places the organism in Eukaryota, Fungi, Ascomycota, Eurotiomycetes, Eurotiales, Aspergillaceae. The record is from RefSeq and is a predicted model, not a curated record.